Molecule: messenger RNA, 1265 nt
Organism: Malaclemys terrapin pileata
Lineage: Eukaryota; Metazoa; Chordata; Testudines; Emydidae
Exons: 3
Coding region: 19-720 (233 amino acids)
Source: RefSeq, a predicted model, not a curated record
UCCGGGUGGGAUUGUGACAUGGGCGGGGGCGCAGGUCGUGGCCCCGCGGGCCCAGCUCAGCGGCGGGCGGCCAUGGAGCCGCAGGAGCAGUCGGGGCGGGCGGACGCCGCCGAGCCCGGGGCGAGCCCGGACGGGGCGUUCCAGGCCGUGGUGCAGCGGACGCAGGUGCUGCUGCUGGCCGGGGAGACGUGGGAGCCGGACCGCGCCCAGGCCGCGCUCAGCUCCUUCGCCCACGAGGUGCUGCCCGUGGCCCGCCGGCCGCCCAGCCCCGCGCCGCCCAGCGCGCCCCCGGCCGGGCAGCUCAUCUUCUUCCUGUGCCGCGCCCCGUCGCUGCGGGGCCGGGCCGAGCGGCUGCGGGAGGUGCUGCGGGGCGUGCGGGAGCAGAGCCGCGGCGCGCCCGCCGCCCUGGUGGGGGUGAUCGUGCAGCCCCGGCCCGAGGAGGAGGCGGAGGCCCGCCGCCGCCUGGAGGAGCUGCUCCUCGAGGUCUUCCAGCCGCCGGGGCCGGGCGCCGCGCCGCGGGUCGAGGUGCACACGGCCGUGUUCCGCCCCGGCCGGCCCGAGGGGGCCCUGGAGGUGAAGAAAGCCGCUUGCGAGGCCGUGCGGGAAGAGCCAGAAGACGCUGUUUGGGUUUCACGAGCCACCCUCUUCAAAGUCCUGGGGGCGCUCUGUGUGGCGUGCGCUGGUAUUAUCGGAAGCCAGUACAUGAACAUUCGCACCUGAGACGGUCCCAUCGGGCCUGCUCCCUGCCUACAGUUACGGCUUACAUUAGCCGCCAUCUUUUGUGCUCCCUCUGUUGCAUCUACUACAGAAGCUAUUCCUGGAGCUGGGCUGAAAUUCUCCAGGAUUCUCUACAAAGUUUUGGGAAGCGGGAAGAUGCAAACAUUCACCCCAGCUUCCCAAAGCCAAGAGAGCAACAACUUUUAUACUCACGCUACUGAGUUAUCCAUACAAUGGAGAGGAAACCAAUUAUAACCAAAUAAAACUUACCAAAGUGUGUUUUCUCUCUAAGCAAAACGUAAGUAUUAACAUUAGUCACGAGGCAGCUAACUUGCCUGUAAAUCUGUGGUUUGUUUUUCAUUAAUAGUGUAAUCUACAGAGGUGUUACUCAGGCCAUGAACAACCAUAUGUUGUAGCAUUCUAUGCAUGUUACCUAGAACACACUGCUACUAUCUCCUAACCUGACGUAUGUGUUUUCAUUUUUUUUCCAGAUCAUCUGUCCACCUGGAUCUCACCUGUCAUCCAAAAUAAAAAACAUCAGCACCCGU